Lingula anatina is the source of this 2749-nucleotide messenger RNA. RefSeq lists its product as uncharacterized. The record is from RefSeq and is a predicted model, not a curated record. Lineage: Eukaryota; Metazoa; Brachiopoda; Lingulata; Lingulida; Lingulidae. Gene Ontology annotation, molecular function: RNA binding.
UAGAGUCACGUGCCGUGCCGUCACGUCUAAUUUUAGAAACGGGACUUUAUACAUGUAACCUGUAUUUUUUCAGAGGGUGGCAUCAGUUGCGAGGUAUUUCUCCUGCAUAUUCGAUUCAGAUUGUACAAAAAUCAAGCUGUCCGACAGUAGAUGUUAUAGUGUAAUUUGUCCACCAACGGUAUUCAUGGAUUCCAAUGAGACGAACACAAUUUGCGUAUAUAACAUACCUCCUGGCAUCACAAAAGACGACCUUGCCCGACACUUUGAAGAACAAGGGGAGGUAAAGGGAAUAGCCUUUCCAUACAGGCGGCAGAACAACAAAGCAAAAAUAACAUUUAAAGAUGCCACAGCGGCCGGUCAAGCACUGAAGAAUAAAGAGCAAGUGAUAAAUGGACAGACCUUGAUCUUGAUACCCGAAAUUGAAGUAUCUCAGGACUGUACUGUGACUUUGAAUGACAAAUGGAUGAAAAAGAUGAGCAGCCACUUGGAAACAAUCACUGAGAAAGCGGCCAACUGUGACGUGAAAUUUGAAAAGAACGCGGACCGGAAAACCAGAGUUUCAAUGUACAGAGUUCGUGGUAAUUUCUACAGAGUUCAAUCUCUCCUUGCCGAGCUUGAAAGUUUGUACGACCACACCGUGGUUUUUAAGGGGCAGUUAUUGAAACCAAAGGAACAGAAUGGCGUAAAGGACGCCGUCGCAGCCGAAGGGGCCUCAACAAAAACCAAACCUGAAAAACACGCGCAUACCCCACGCCAGCAUGAUGACAUGAAACCGAUCCAAAAUCCCAAUUUGCCUUGUGUACAAGUCGUUGGUAUCCUGUACCAAUACAUCAAAACAGCUCGUAGGAGCUGGCUUCAGGAUCUGCAAGACAAGUACGCCGUCAGCAUCCUGAGCAAGGACAUAUUUGCUGGUAUAGUAAACCUAAGGUUUCAAGGCGAUGACAUUGACAAAUGCAAUUCUGCUAAGUGUGAAUUUUUGGCCCUUUAUGACAAAAUCUGCUCGUCAGCUUGUGUGGAAGAGAUUCCGUUGAAGUUGCAAGAUGAAGAACUAAACGUUCUUAUCGCGUUGAUACAAGAGGCCAUGAAAGAGAAGGACGUUCUUGCCAUAGCCAUUCCGGGAGCCCAAGCUGUCACGCUGGUUGGUGCAUCCGAUCAAGUCUGUGAGGCCAAGAAAAUGUGCCAGGAGCACAUGGCGAACGCCCAUGCUGUGUUUAAGACCCCAGAAUCGCCAGAUGCGUCCCCGAAAAAGACAUCGCCCUACUUUAAGUAUAAACAUGAAGGUGUCUAUGGUCGCAUGGUAUUUGUGACACACCAAGGCAUUACCAUAAAGAUAUACCAGGGAGACAUAGUGAAAGAACAAACCGAUGUCAUUGUCAACGCUGCCAAUGAGGCCCUUAAUCACGGCGGAGGAAUAGCAGAGGUCAUCGCCAAAGCAGCCGGCCCCAAACUUGAAGAGGAGUGCAAGAACAUCAUAAAACAACGCAGGCAGCUGAAUGUUGCUGAUGCAGUGGCUACAAAGGGCGGUCGACUGCCGUGUACAUUUGUCGUCCAUGUGGUGGGACCGCGAAAAUCUGAUUACAAAGACGCCACCAAAUGUUUCAGUGCCUUGAAACAGGCAGUGGUUAAUGUGCUGAUGGUGUCUAAUAAAACUCUGAAAGCGCGGUCAGUUGCCAUUCCUGCUGUAAGCUCAGGAAUUUUCGGGGUUCCAUUAGACCAGGUGUGCCGUGCUUUCUUUGAGGCUAUCAUUGAAUAUUCCAUGGAAUCCAACCAGACCAUGCGUUUGAGAGAUAUCCGCCUGGUCAACAUCGGCUAUGAAGUCACUUGCUGUAUGAAAAGCACUUUUCUGGAGCGUUAUAAUGGUUAAUAUUCCAUGAUUAUCCGCGAACGAAGCAAAAGGACAAUCAUGACGUACCGACAGUUUGUGUCCUACUGUGAAGAGCCACAUUAUUCAAGUGCAACAAAAUUGGGAUUAAAGAAUGCUCAUGUUAAUUACUAUUAACGCCUAAGAAAAAACUCGCCUCAUAGUAUUUGUGCUAGAUAAACAAUAAUUUGAAUAAUGCGAAGCAUAUAUAUAUAUAUAUAUAUAUAUAUAUAUAUAUAUAUAUAUAUAUAUAUAUAUAUAUAUAUACUGCAAAUGUACAGCAUUAUAUCUAUAUCUGCAAUUUUCAAAUACCAGAAGAUUGCCAUCUGCAACUCCUAUUAUCCGUUUUUGUAUGUUUAUGUUGUGUCAUUGGGAUUUAUGAAGUUGGCUAUAAACCUAUGGCUUGGAAUAAUGUGAAAAUGACCUAUACUCAGUGGUAACUGUGCAUAUUCAAUUGAUUCGCUAGCAGCAAAUUGUAACUUAGAUUCCACUGUAGACUUCGGUAAGCUAUAUUUCUAUUACCGUUAUAAUAAAGACGUGUAAAGGGGUCUAUGGGGACGAAAAACCUGAAGUAAUAAAGCUUGUAAAGGAGAUUUGGAUAGACCAAGGAACACACCAAGCUACCAAUACCAUAUCACCGUAAGGACUUUUAUACCCUGGCCAUUGUCAACUUUUCAGUAAUGAUUUAACCAAAUACAUCCAAAGAUUCACUUUUAAUGCUCUUCUUGAAAAUGAAAAUGUCUUUAAAAUUUUUAUAAAAUGUAUUUUAAAAUGUUUUAACCUCUGAUAUUUAUUUCUUAGAAUUACCAUUUUACCAUAAUUCAAUAUGUACCAUCCAACUUUUAUAAAUAAAUAAUAUUAUUAUAAAUAAAAAAUAAUAAAAAUUAU